GAGGGUCGUGGCUGGAGCGAGGGCGACCCGCUGUGCUCGGGAGAAGCAGGCGGUGCCCAGCGACUGCCUCCCCGGCGCUGACAGUCUCCGGUGCAGGAAAGCGGGGCGGAGGCGGCGCACACAGCCUGGGAAACAUCAGGUCUUGGAGUGUGAUUGCAGUUGUCAUACUUGCCUUGUCCAAAAGCGCUUGUGUGUUCUGGUAGAAGUGGGAUCUGUUAAGCAUAAGGUCUCCUGCCGUCCCCAGGCACCAUGAAUGCCAUCGUUGCCCUCUGUCACUUCUGUGAGCUUCAUGGUCCCCGUACUCUCUUCUGCACGGAGGUUCUGCACGCCCCCCUACCCCAGGGUGCUGGAAGUGGGGACAGCACUGGCCAGGGCGAGCAGGCCGAGGAGGAAGAGGGUGGCAUCCAGAUGAGUAGCCGGGUCCGAGCUCACAGCCCAUCGGAGGGUGCCAGUGCCGAGUCCAGCAGCCCAGGGCCUAAGAAGUCGGACAUGUGUGAGGGCUGCCGGUCACUUACUGCUGGACAUCCAGGGUAUAUCAGCCACGAUAAAGAGACCUCUAUUAAGUAUGUCAGUCACCAGCAUCCCAACCACCCCCAGCUCUUCAGCAUUGUCCGCCAGGCCUGUGUCCGGAGCCUGAGCUGUGAGGUGUGCCCGGGCCGGGAAGGCCCCAUCUUCUUCGGGGAUGAGCAGCAUGGCUUUGUGUUCAGCCACACGUUCUUCAUCAAAGACAGCCUGGCCAGGGGCUUCCAGCGCUGGUACAGUGUCAUCACCAUCAUGAUGGACCGCAUCUACCUCAUCAACUCUUGGCCCUUCUUGCUGGGGAAGAUCCGUGGGAUCAUAGAUGAGCUCCAGGGCAAAGCUCUUAAGGUGUUUGAGGCAGAGCAGUUUGGAUGUCCACAACGUGCCCAGAGGAUGAACACAGCCUUCACCCCCUUCCUGCACCAGAGGAACGGCAAUGCGGCCCGUUCACUGACCUCCUUGACCAGUGACGACAACUUGUGGGCGUGUCUUCACACCUCCUUCGCCUGGCUUCUGAAGGCGUGUGGCAGCCGGCUCACAGAGAAGCUCUUGGAGGGCGCGCCCACUGAGGACACCCUGGUCCAGAUGGAGAAGCUUGCUGACUUAGAAGAGGAAUCAGAAAGCUGGGACAACUCUGAGGCUGAGGAGGAGGAGAAAGCCCCCACACUGCCGGAGGGAGCAAAAGGGCGGGAGCUGACCAAAUGCCCGGCAGAUUCGUCCUUCCUCUCAGACUGCGGAAACUGGCAGCCCCGAAAACUGUCAGUCUUCAAGUCCCUUCGGCACAUGAGACAAGUCCUAGGAGCACCGUCUUUCCGCAUGUUGGCGUGGCACGUACUCAUGGGGAACCAGGUGGUCUGGAAGAGCAGAGACGUAGACCUUGUCCAGUCAGCAUUCGAAGUCCUCCGGACCAUGCUGCCUGUGGGCUGCGUCCGCAUCAUCCCGUACAGCAGCCAGUACGAGGAGGCCUAUCGCUGCAACUUCUUGGGGCUCAGUCCUUCUGUGCCAAUCCCUGCCCACGUGCUAGCCUCAGAAUUUGCAGUUGUCGUGGAGGUCCACGCAGCCACACGCUCUACCCUCCACCCAGUUGGGUGUGAGGAUGACCAGUCUCUCAGCAAGUAUGAGUUUGUGGUGACCAGUGGGAGCCCUGUGGCUGCAGACCGAGUUGGGCCCACGAUUCUGAAUAAGAUUGAAGCAGCUCUGACCAACCAGAACCUGUCUGUGGAUGUGGUGGACCAGUGCCUCAUCUGCCUCAAGGAGGAGUGGAUGAACAAAGUGAAGGUCCUCUUUAAAUUCACCAAGGUGGACAGUCGCCCCAAGGAGGACACACAGAAGCUCCUGAGCGUUUUGGGGGCAUCAGAGGAGGACAAUGUCAAGCUGUUGAAGUUCUGGAUGACAGGCCUGAGCAAAACCUACAAGUCACACCUCAUGUCCACAGUCCGCAGCCCCACGGCCUCAGAGUCUCGUAACUGAGCUGAGCAGGGGUUUACCGCUGAGAAAAACCUUCUGGAAGAUGGUGCAGGUUGUUCCCGACCAUGACAAGAAGGGCUGCUGUUGAGUUUCUGAACUGCGGGGGUGAAGCUGUGUCCUAAAGGGGCUGGGAACUGCUGGGCUGGGCUGUGUCCUCCCUGUGGGGCUUGGGGUCAUGUGGGUCUCUGCACCAUCACAGAACUGUUGAAAGGCAGGGGAGAGCCUGGGACAUUGUUCCCUCCACGCCAUAUAGUGCUGCGUGGCAAUGGUCAGGAGGACUGACUUGGUGCCUCUGGAGAAAAGGACCAACAAGAUGAACGAAUCGGAGCAGUCCUGCAGCGUGUCCUCUGUGGAUUAACAGCAAACCUUCCCACUGUGAACCGUAGCGAGCACCCUGGCUUGUGUGUUUCCUGCAUUGGUGAAUUCCCAGGACAUACACCCAUGUUUGGUCUCUGGUCAUGUGGAUUUUGAGUUGAGAACCUGAAAAGCUCCUGUGAGCAAACUUUUCCUCAACUCAAGGUCCUCUCAAGUUUGUGUUCUGAGGUGGUAAAGUUCAUCCGAUGAUCACACAGUCCCUACGAGCUGCCUACGGUUUGAAUCUACAGCUGGAUGAUGGAGCCUCAAGCCCCUGACAGACACUAGGCUUGGUCAGAACCUCUGCUCUUCUCUUCCUUGACUUACCACUCACAUAGAGAAACCUGCUGGGACUCUGAUUUUUGACAGUGUCUUGUAGUCAGGCUGGCUUGGAACUCACUGUGUAACCCAAGCUGGCCUUGAACUGGCAACGAUCCUCCUAUGUCAGCCUCCCAAGUGCCACGAUGAUAGGCCUAAGCCACCAUGCUCAGUCCCUACCAUGGCUUUACUCUAUCUUGUUUUCCUUUCUGUUGCUGCCUUCAACAUUUGCCUGUGGCAGCAGGUAACAGUUUUCUGAGUAUAGAGAUCUAAGACAAAUUCACUGUCCCUACCCUACCAGAUACAGUUUAAAUAAGGACUCAAGCUUGGAAGGAUUUUCUGGAAGUUUUCCUGGUUUGUUUAUAAUUUUCUUGCUUAAUUUAUAUUGGACAUAAAGACUAAGCCUAUGUGUGUCUUGGUCUCUAUAUAAUAUAAGAACAUUGAAACACAAUAAAUAUGUAUUUUUGUAAA
Messenger RNA from Jaculus jaculus (lesser Egyptian jerboa), 3129 nucleotides. RefSeq names its product folliculin (gene Flcn). The transcript is spliced from 13 exons. Gene Ontology annotation, molecular function: GTPase activator activity. The record is from RefSeq and is a predicted model, not a curated record. Bases 250 to 1989 code for a protein of 579 amino acids. Gene Ontology annotation, biological process: positive regulation of TORC1 signaling; positive regulation of transforming growth factor beta receptor signaling pathway; positive regulation of GTPase activity. NCBI's taxonomy places the organism in Eukaryota, Metazoa, Chordata, Mammalia, Rodentia, Dipodidae. Gene Ontology annotation, cellular component: cytosol.